UGGGCUUUCCCUAUGUCACACGCACCUCUGAUGUGCAUGUAGAGGAACUGGGAAAGGACACCAGUCUCUGGAGCUAGUUAUUAUCUUGAGGAAUGAGUUGGGAAACUAGUCUGAUGUGAGAGAAACUUCUAGGUCUAAAUGUCUUCAUUCAGAAAGAACUGGGAGACCUGGCUCUCAUUUUCCAGUAUUAGCGGUCCCACACUUUUAUCUGCUGGUUCUCCCAGAGGAAGGGAAAUUAAAAUAACCACAUAAUAGCCUCAAGACCCAAGAAGAAAAUCAAAGGAUCAGAGAUGGAACCUUGGGUUCCCCAGUGGUCAUCUCAGCCACAAGUGAGGCCCAAGACACCAUCAAAGGAUGCAAACCGAGGGCUUUUGAGUGGACAUUAUAGACCCCGUCCUCACCCUCGGUACAGUGGAGAUAAGUACCACCAAGGGCAGGAUGCCCAAAGGAGCUCAAAGUCACAGCAGGACCCCAAGGCACAGGACCACAGGGCACAGGACCCCAGGGAUGACCAACAACAGGUUCGCUAUGUACCCAGGCCUGGGGGAUGGUCUCAGCCUGUGUCUGGAUCAAACUACUUGGAAGGAUCUUAUCCUAAUCAGUUAUACUCAAGGCCAGGCUAUGAGGACCCCUAUCGGAGGUACCACACUCCAACACCCAGGGAAGAGUAUGCUUAUGGAAAUUAUUACUACAAAGGACACCCACAGCUGCUGCAAGAAGAAAGAGUGGCAAGGCAAGGGAGUCCUUAUAUCUGGAAUGAAGAUUAUGGAGAUCAAAAGUACUUCAAUGAGCAUCAUGGUGAAAAGCACAAUAGUCCAUUUGGAACAAAGAGUGAGAACCAGUUCCAUACCAGCAAGAAUCCAUAUGAAGACAGCCUUGCUUCCAUCUUUGGACAGGAGCAGCCCGGGGAGUUCUUUCCAGAGAGCGAGGCCCAGAAACAAAAGUCAUCACUGACCAGCAGGUCCAACCUUCUCCAACAGCAUGAGUCUGGCCUCAGCUCUAGCAGUUAUGAGCUCAGUCAGUACAUGACAGAUGUCCCAGAGCAGUAUGAACCUGUGGUAUCAGCAGCGUGGAGACCUAUUCAGGCUGAUGAUGCCUCAGCAACCAACCCCAAGACACUGAGGAAGUUUUGUGUUCCCCACAUGUCUGUGAGUUUUGGACCAGGAGGUCAGCUAGUAUGUGUAAUUCCCAAUUCUCCUGCUGAUGGACAAACGGCUCUGGUUGAAGUGCACAGCAUGGAGGUUAUCCUUAAUGAUUCUGAGGAUCAAGAGGAGAUGAGAAGUUUCCCAGGACCCCUCACAAGGGAGGACAUACACAAGGUGGAUAUCAUGACGUUUUGCCAGCAGAAAGCAGCUCAGUGUCUCAAAUCUGAGACACCAGGGAGCAGGGACUCAGCUCUACUUUGGCAACUGCUGGUUCUCCUUUGUCGACAGAAUGGAUCCAUGGUGGGGUCUGACAUUGCUGAGCUGCUGAUGCAGGACUGCAGGAAGUUGGAGAAGUACAAGAAGCAGCCCCCAGUGGCCAACCUCAUCAACCUGACUGAUGAGGACUGGCUGGUGCCGCGCUCCGGGACUCGCAACCUGCUCACUGGGGAGAUUCCCCCCAGCGUGGAGACGCCAGCGCAGAUAGUGGAGAAAUUCACCAAGCUGCUCUACUAUGGAAGGAAGAAGGAAGCCUUGGAAUGGGCUAUGAAGAACCACUUGUGGGGCCAUGCUUUGUUCCUAGCCAGUAAGAUGGACCCAAGGACCUAUAACUGGGUCAUGAGUGGCUUUACCAGUACGCUGGCACUCAACGACCCCCUGCAGACCCUCUUCCAGCUCAUGUCCGGGAGGAUUCCACAAGCAGCCAUGUGUUGCGGAGACAAGCAAUGGGGAGACUGGCGGCCCCACUUGGCUGUGAUCCUGUCAAAUCAGGCUGGAGACACAGAGGUGUACCAACGGUCGAUUGUCAGCAUGGGGGACACCCUGGCUGGGAAAGGACUUGUGGAGGCAGCUCACUUCUGCUAUCUCAUGGCUCAGGCGCCCUUUGGCCACUACACGGCGAAGACAGACCUUCUGGCCUUGCUGGGCAGUAACCACAGUCAAGAGUUUUUGAAGUUUGCAACAAUCGAGGCUAUCCAGAGGACAGAAAUCUUCGAGUACUGCCAGAUGCUGGGCCGCCCCAAAUCCUUCAUCCCUUCUUUUCAGGUGUAUAAGCUCCUUUAUGCUUCCCGUCUGGCAGAUUAUGGCCUGGCAUCCCAGGCCUUGCAUUACUGUGAAGCCAUUGGUGAGGCUGUCCUGAGCCAGGGAGGGAGCAGUCACCCUGUGCUAUUAGCGGAGCUCAUCAAGCUUGCAGAGAAACUGAAGCUGUCAGAUCCCCUGGUUUUAGAAAGACGCCCUGGCGACAGGGACCUGGAACCAGAUUGGCUAGUGCAACUGCGGAGGCGGCACAAGGAAUUGGAGCAAAAUAAAACAGGAGACUACAGCGAUCCCGAUUCUAUUCAUUCCGAUAUUUAUGGAACCAGAGGAACACCAGACACUCCCUACCGGGAUCUUUCAGGAUAUCAAAGCUACUCAGGAGACCCUGGGUUCAACUCAGCCCCGUGGCCAACACCUGAGCAGACAGGCCUGACCCAGCCCAUCCCACAUCAGCCUUUUCCCCUGCAUCGAGAUGCUUGCUCAGAGAGAGAAGGUUCGGGUCACACGGGGACCUCAGUGCCUCUUUACUCGGUUCCUGCAACCCACGUGUCAGUGAGCAGUGGCGGUGGCAGCAGCAGCGGCAUGGCAGCUAGGGGGUCUCCUGGAGGAAGGGCAGGGGAGGAAACGCUGUGGAUACAGCCUUCCCUUGGAGAGAACACAGCGCCUCAAGAACCCCUACAAGAUCCUGAUGGUCUAGAAGUUUCCAGUCCUCAGGCACCACAGGCUCCCAGGACUGGAAGGUUUUCUGAGGAUUCCACCAUUUCAUCCAAGAAGGAUGAAGAGGCAUCUUCAGAUGAGGCGGACGAACCAUCUCACCAAGAUGCUUCGCAGAGAGGAAAGCCAGGGGAUGGGAAAGAGAACACAAAGAGCUCUGGAUUUGGCUGGUUCAGCUGGUUUCGAUCAAAGCCUGCCAACAGUGUGUCCCCCUCUGGAGAUGAAGACUCCUCAGAUAUCUCUGACUCAGAGCAGGAAUCUUCCAGCCCAUCACCUCCUCGCCACACAGGCCUGGGCCUCUCACCAACGCCUUCAGUCGAGUCCCCAUCUCCAUUGGAUGCCAGCACCUUCUCAAGAGGCAUAGGUGGGAGCAAUCUACCUGGAUCCUCAAACAACAGUGGAACAGCUGAAGUCACUAGGAUUGGAAGCGUCUUAGGGCCACAGGGUGUUUCUUCUGAGUUCUACUCCCAGCCAGGUGCUCUGCCUCCUCCACCUACCUUGCAAGGUGCUGUUCCUCUCUACAAUCCAUCUCAGGUACCUCAGCUUUCCACAACUACUAGCCUGAGCCGGCCAAACCGCCUAGCCCAGCGCCGCUAUCCAACCCAACCAUGCUGAGGGUGACCAUCUGUCCCAGGUUCAUGAGGAGGGCCACCUGCCUACCCCUGGCUCAUCUCCUGGAGCACAGCUCUUCUGCCGUUUUCCACUUAGUGGUCCACUCACCUCAUCAAAUUCGGGCACUUGCUGUGAACCAUUGUACAAGGGGUACCUGGAGGUAAAGGGCAGGAUCUCCUUAGAUACAUCUUGGUCUAGUUUUCAGCUUAGCUUUAGAGUGAUGGUAAUUAUUUCAUCAGACAGAGGAACAGGGGACAAUGUCCUCAGUAGAUGUCAUGGCAGCAGCACUUGAGGUGGAAGCUUGAGAACCUCAGGGAAAUGAGGGCCCUGAGAAUCCCAUGGUGAGAACAAAAAUGACACUGCUGGGCUAUGCCGCAGGGACUUGAAGAAACAUCCCAGAAUAACUUGGACUCUUUCCUUAGACUUGCUCAAAGACCAGUUUAUGGCUCUUGUUAGCAAAGUUUUUACAUUGAAUUUGAUUAUUGCUGCCCUUCAGUGAUUCCUUUUUCAAAGACAUUUCAGCAAUUUUCCUCCUGGUCCUGGUUCUGAGCACAUUUUCUGUGUGGUUCAGACUAAUUAUAUUUCUCUCACUUUCUUAGCUGGUCCUAUUUUUUCACAUUCUGACAUCUGGCUAUCAAGUUAGAUUGCUGUAGGCAUCAUAUUGUCAUGGUAACUACUGAACCUAAUGAUGCAGAUGGAUGGAACAUCAGUAUAAUAAAUAAUGGAAAACGUUUCCUAAAAACGUCAUCCUUUCCAUAAGAGGGGAGGAAUGAGUGUCUCAUAUUGUUAAUACCUGCCUCCCUACCUCAGGCCUUUGCAAAUUGAUGUUCUGUGGGUCAUUGGGGCCCGAUGGGAGGAGGGAGAUGUCUUGGAAAUUUCCAUUUUUUCCUUUCAAACCUCAAAUAGAAAUGAUUCUUGCUGUUUGUCAGAUUUGCUUAAAAUUGCUCUUCACAAAGAACAUUUUUUGUAUGUGUAAUUGUACAUAAAAGUUUUGUACUUUAAUGUACGAUGGUUCUGAUGUUGAUAGUGAUUAAAUCUAGAUAAUUUUAUAGCAAA
This is a messenger RNA of Mesocricetus auratus (golden hamster), 4559 nucleotides long. RefSeq names its product SEC16 homolog B, endoplasmic reticulum export factor (gene Sec16b). The record is from RefSeq and is a predicted model, not a curated record. Gene Ontology annotation, biological process: autophagy; COPII vesicle coat assembly; Golgi organization. NCBI's taxonomy places the organism in Eukaryota, Metazoa, Chordata, Mammalia, Rodentia, Cricetidae. Gene Ontology annotation, cellular component: ER to Golgi transport vesicle membrane; endoplasmic reticulum exit site. The coding region runs from base 291 to 3506 and encodes 1071 amino acids. The transcript has 26 exons.